UUGCGCAGUGUUUGAAGGAAUUAAUUUCGCCAAAUCUGAACACCACCCUCCUUUGCUUGAAUGCAUAAAUUUUACAAUUUAUAGUAAUGUCCGAUCUUCGCGGCUCUUGGGACACACAGAACAACGCGAUGUGGUGGCCAGGCACUUUAACGGAUCAGCAAUCGUUGCAGCAACAUCAGCAACAAUUGUUACAUCAACAUCAGCUUCAACAGCAAGCUGUAGCACAGCAAGUGGCUGUUACUCAACAGCAAGAUGCUUCAAUCAAUUCGGCCGAAGUUGCCGCUCAACAAUUAUUUCCGUAUAAAAUGACAAGCAGUUUUCAUCAUCCAGCCACUUCCUUAGCCAAUGUUUCGGCCACGAAUUUAUCCAUUCCCAGUGUGUCUUCUCCUACAAACUCUGAUCGCUCGUACGAUUAUAGACUUAGUGGUGGCGCGUCUUCUUUGGGUAUUUCUGCCCCUACGCAUCAGUGGUGGGGUUACGCGAACACUAUGGACAAUUCUGUACAAAGUUCAGGAACAUCCGGUUCCGCUGCAAAUAAUCAAGGUGCUAAUAGUCCAUCUGAAGUAAGUACUAUCGAAAAAAAGUCCUUAGGUUCGGUAAUAUACUAUACUUAUAUAUUUAAUUGCCCAUUCGGUAGUCAAACAUGAAACAAACAAUUGUAGAAUAAACAAAAUUUAAGAUUUAUGGUAACUCCCACCUAGUACUUUU
Messenger RNA from Agrilus planipennis (emerald ash borer), 708 nucleotides. RefSeq names its product high mobility group protein DSP1-like. The record is from RefSeq and is a predicted model, not a curated record. The transcript is spliced from 2 exons. NCBI's taxonomy places the organism in Eukaryota, Metazoa, Arthropoda, Insecta, Coleoptera, Buprestidae. Bases 87 to 647 code for a protein of 186 amino acids.